Eleginops maclovinus (Patagonian blennie) is the source of this 5799-nucleotide messenger RNA. RefSeq names its product cortactin binding protein 2 (gene cttnbp2). Gene Ontology annotation, molecular function: protein phosphatase 2A binding. Lineage: Eukaryota; Metazoa; Chordata; Actinopteri; Perciformes; Eleginopidae. Gene Ontology annotation, cellular component: actin cytoskeleton. Gene Ontology annotation, biological process: protein dephosphorylation. The record is from RefSeq and is a predicted model, not a curated record.
ACUUUCUGUCUCCACAGCUCGGAGACCUGUCGUGCUCUCUUUACCCUUUUUCCUUAAAUUAUCGGGCUCCUUAAAUUAGUCAAAUCGCACAUUCUUCUCUUUCCACUCCCUUUCUUCAAUGGCCUUGUUUUGGAGUGAUUUGCGCACAGCAGCGCAAUAGUUAAUGAGUGCCGGAUGCGCCCUCGCUCCAGCAGACCGCUACAGUACGAAGAUGGCGUCGGAGGGAGCCAGUGGAGAGCAGCCUCCUCCGGUACAAACACUGGCCACCGCGGUGCUGGGAAGUGUGGACACGAAAUGUGAGUUCAACAUGGAUAACCUGAGCAAGCCAGAGCUGCUGACCCUGCUGAGUAUCAUGGAGGGCGAGCUGGAGGCCCGCGACCUGGUCAUAGAAGCCCUGAGGGCUCAGAGGAAGGAGGUGUUCCUGCAGGAGCGGUACGGUCACUACAGCCUGACGGACCCCUUCCUGGCCCUGCAGAGGGACUUUGAGAGCGGGGUCCCCGGCGGAGACAAGGAGCGGCGGCCCCUGGGCUCCAGCCCCAUCUCUGUCCUGGAGGCCGUCAUGGCGCACUGCAGGAAGAUGCAGGAGCGCAUGUCCGCACAGCUGGCCGCCGCCGAGAGCCGCCAGAAGAGGCUGGAGAUGGAGAAGUUGCAGCUGCAGAGUCUGGAGCAGGAUCACCGUAAGCUGACGGCGCAGCUGAAGGACGAGCGUGAGAAGAACAAGCACAUCGUCAUGAUGUUGGUGCGCGAGUGCAAGCAGCUGGCCACGCGGGUGGUGGAGGAGUCGCAGCGCUUCGACGAGCUGCAGGCGCGGCUGGACGAGGAGAGCCGUGCCUCUGUCCGGCUGCAGGAGGAGCUCUCCUCCGAGCGGCAACGCAGCCAACAGAUGGAGGCCAAGAUGGAGAAGCAGCUGUCAGAGUUUGACACGGAGCGGGAACAGCUGAGGGCCAGGUUGGGCCGCGAGGAGACGGAGAGCCAGAGUCUACGGCAGCAGGUGGAGCAGCUCAGAACUGAACCGGAAGACGUGAAGGACGCUGCAGAACCUGCUGCCACUGCAGAACCUGCUGCCCCAACCAGCACACCCCCCAAACCCAAAGCUGUGACGUCUGUUUCCGUAGCCACUGAGCCCAUCAGCUCUCGAACAGCAUCUUGUCAAACUGACCUGCCUCCGCCUGAGGUAGACAGUCCCAUCACAAAGAAGAGCCCCCUCACUAUACCCGUCAAACCGACCCCCGCCAACUACGUGGGGCUGAGUCUGCCGAAGACCAGCGGUCGGGGGAUCGUCCACAGCAGUUCGGGAGGACUCGCACAGACGGAGAACGGCUCCGAGGGCCAACCCGCCCACGGCGUCCCAACCGGGGUCAGCCCCCGCGUCCAGGCAGCCCGCUACAAGUUCCAGGAACAGGACCAAAACGGCACAUCGUCCCAGAGUCCUCCGGCCCGGGACCUGUCCCCCACCAACCGAGACAACUUCGCAGCCAAGCAGCAAGCCCGGCACACCGUCACACAGGUCCUGUCGCGCUUCACCAGCCCCCCCACGGGAGGACCCAUGCGUCCGGGCCUGCCCCACUCUGCCUCAGAGGGAGGCCCUUUCCCCGGCCGCCUGAGCCACCCCAUCGGCAUCAAGUCGCCCACGGUGGCCAGGAUCGACCGGGGAAACCCUCCUCCCAUCCCUCCCAAAAAGCCAGGGCUUUCCCAGACCCCCUCUCCCCCUCACCCCUCCAUGAAGGGGGGGGUGGGGGACAGCGGCCGCUCCUCUGGGGUAAAACCGGCCACGCCCCAGCUGCCGCCAAAACCUGCCCUGGACCUCGUCCCAGCCCUGACGGCCUCUCAGGUGGGUGCCUGCUCCCCGGGGGGCGUCCGGACCCCUGCAGCAGCAUGUGCAGAGUGCCCCCCCGUCAUCAGCCCUGCCUCCACUGUCAGUAGCCCCUCCUCCAUAAACCCCCCCUCCACCUCCUCCUCCUCCAUUAGUGCUUCAUCCUCCCGUAGCCCCCGAGCCUCAGCAGGCAGCCCCCUGGCAACAGCAUCAGGCUGGUGUCCCUCCGUAGUCUCCCCCCUCGGCGGCGGAGGCCCUGCUGCCCUGGACGGCGGGCGCCCCCUGCUCCCCCAAGCUGCUUCCCAGGGAAAUGUCACUUUAUUGUCAAUGCUGCUUAACCAACCAGACCCGACCACCAUCACCACCACCACUACCACCACUACUACCACCACCAAGGAGAACAACACUCAUACCGACCAAGACCUCCACCUCUACCACAACCACUACCAAACUGCUGCCUUGUUUGCUGCUGCUCAGAAUGGACACACAGAGUGUGUGAAGCUGCUGCUGUCUGCUGGAUCGCCUGCUGACGUCUCGGAUGAAAAUGGAUUCACGUCUUUACACUUUGCCGCCGCCCACGGACACAGCAGCUGUGUGGAGGUGCUGCUGUCUGCAGGAGCUGCUGUGGAUGUGGCGGCGCCGGGGGGGCAGACCUCCCUCUUCCUGGCGUGUGAGGCGGGGAGUGUGGAGUGUGUCCGGGUCCUGCUGAGUGCCGGGGCCGAUCGCUCACUCUGCACCACGGACGGCUGCACGGCUCUCCACGCCGCCGUACGAUCCGGACACGUGGAAACGCUGCGCCUCCUGCUCUGCCACCCGACUCAGGGUGACCCCGCUGUGACCUCCGCCCCCCCCACCUCCCUCGCUUUACCUGAAGCCCUGCUGAACCGGGACAACAGCGACGGCUGGACUGCCGCUCACAUGGCUGCUGCCCUCGGCCUCAAGGAGUGUCUGGAGGUGCUGUGCAGCCACAGUGAGCAGGACAUCGAGAGGAGGGAUAAAUGUAAUCGCACUAUUCACGACGUGGCUACUGAUGACUGCAAAGACCUGCUGGAAAACCUCCACUCGUACCGGGUGCUGGUGCUCCUCCAGUGCUCGGCUGGAGGAGGUCAGGGCUCCAUGUGUCCGGUGGAGAGUCUGGAGGAGGAGGCACUGCAGGGCGUGUGCAGCCCUCUGGUGCUGGGCCGGGUCACGGUGGACCGGGCGACGCUCUGGAGUCAGCUGAGCUCCAGCCUCAGCGCCGCCUUCACCUCCUUCCUCUGCUCCGUCUGCGGGGAGUCAGAGGAGGAGCAGCGCCCGCCGCUCGGCCUCCGCUCCAGCAGCAUCGCCUCCUUCAUUAUCGGAGACACUGAGUGGUUGCCAGAUCAGGAGCUGCCUCUCUCCCCCUGGGAUCUGGUCAGGAAGCCCCUCAGUCAGAGCGUCACCAUCCGCCUCAAAGGUCUGUCUGAGUCGUGUCUCGAUGAGUCGGCUCUGGAAAGCCUCUUCCCGCUGCCGCUGCUGCACAACUACGUCCGCCUGGUGGAGCAGUAUGGAAACCUGAUCUUCCACGGGCUGGAGGGCAGCUGUCUGGAGUUCAUCGCUAACCUGGUGGCUCGCUGCAUCAAGUCAAAGCAGGAGAUGGGGGGGCUCGGCUGUGACGUGGUGAGGGUGGAGGUGGACGAGAGCCUGACCAAAGAGCAGCUGCUGGAGACCUUCAUCAGCUGUGGUUUCCUGGUGCCUGCGGGGGAGUCGGGCUCUCCCUGUGUGCUGGUGCUGCUGGAGGGUCUGGAGAGAGCAGCGUCCCUCAGCGGCCUGAUGGGGGACCUCUGCCACAGCCUGGACAGCCGGGGCUCUGCGGCUCCGCUGCAUCUGAACACAGGUCUGCACCACUUCUCUGAGGGCAGCUUCCUGAUCGCCACGCUGUCGCGGCCCCGCCUGCAGGGCCCCGAGCUCCGGCUGCAGCAGCACUUCCGCUGGGUGACGCUGCGCUGGGACCAGGAGCCGCUGCAAGGCCUGCUGGGAAGACACCUCCGGAGGAAGCUGCUCCACAAGACGGGGUCCGGUCUCUGUUCCCCUGCCUCCCCCCUGCAGCGCUCUGUGCUGUGGGUGAGGGACGUCUGGCAGCAGCUGAACGCCUGUCUGUCUCGACUCGGGACCCCCGAAGCCCUGCUGGGGCCCCAGCUCUUCCUGUCCUGCCCAGUUCUGCCCGGCAACACACAGGCUGUCAUCAGGUGGCUGUCUCGCCUCUGGAACGCCGUGGUCGUGCCCCGCGUGGAGGAAGCCGUCAUCGCCCGGGUAACGGCCAGACGCUCCAUGACAAACUCCUCUACUUCCUCGACGCCGUCGUCGCAGAGACCGUCUCUUAGCAACAGCGGGCUCAGCGCCGGGCAACAGGCCGUGGUGAAGGCGGCUCUCAGCAUCCUCGUCAACAAAGCGGUGCUGCAGGGCUGCCCUCUGCCCAGACACGAGAUUGACAGCUACCUGCUGGAGUUUAGAGGCGGGACCUUCCCUCUGUCGGCCAUCAGCUCCUAUAAAGGAGGAGGAGGAGGAGGUGGAGGAUGUGGAGGAGGUGGAGGAGGAGGAGGAGGAGGAGGAAGAGGAGGGAGGAAGGGGCGUGACAGUGGAAAGCUGAGACGCUCCAACACCAGCCCCCGCAAGAAGGGAGGCCCCUCAAAUUGGAGCUCCGGAGGCUCCUUCAGAGAGGGCUCACUGUCCAGCUCUGACGUCAGCUUCAUCCCCAACGGCAAAGUCCAGAGGGAGCCUACAGGUCUGUCCGUGUUCUCCGACGACGAGACAGAUUUAAUCCGAGAGCUGCAGACCAUGUGCUCCAGCAAGUCAGAGCCAGACAUCAGCAAGAUCUCUCAGACCAAAGACGACCUGAUCCUGUUCUCCAACUCCUCCUCCUCCCCCCAGAAGGCCGAGCAGGAAACACCCGUUCAGCAGCAGCGACCGCAGACGACCCUCAUCCCUCAGUGCAGCCCGGUCGCCGUGCAGAGCAGCGAGCGACGUUCAGGCCCCCCCCGCUCCAAAUCCCAGCUCCCGGUCCCCAGCAGCAGCAGCAGCAGCAGGCUGGGGGGGCCUCAGACCCGAACCUCCACCUCCACCUCCAGCAGCAGCAGCAGCAGCAGCAGCAGCAACCGAACUCCCCCGAUCCGCAGCCGGACCCCCAACAGCAGCAGAACAAAGCAGGCGCCCCCCCCCAGCAGCAGCAGCAGCAACAACAACUACUACCGCAACAACAACAUGAACGAAAACAGCCAAUCACACGAGGACAUCUGGAUCCUGCAUGAAAACAACAACAACAAGUAAACAUCCUCCCCCCCAGCUGUGAAACCCCUCCCUCCACGAUGUAAAGACUACGACGACUCUUUGACUUUUAGUAUUUGUACUUGUUAUGCGUACUUGUUACACUGUACUGCAGUUGUGUACUUGGGGACCACAGUUUUAUUCACAGUAUUUGAAGUAUUUGUUUUGGUCUGGUGAAGGAAUAAAAAAUAGAGGAAAGGUUACGUUACUGUUGCCUUAUUCCAGGGUAUCGACCUGCUGAGGACGGGACAGUAGUUGUAAAGUAUUUAACUGGUGGAGACUGUGCUGACGCAGUAUUUCUGUGUACUUAUACUGCGCCGAGGAGUAACCGAACGUGUUUUUUGGAUCAAAGAAAGCAGGUUUCAAGUUUCUUUUUAUGGCUAUUAAGUAUUUUGAGAAGUGUUUUAUCUUUAAAUAGGUUGGUUUAAAUACUGUUGAGAUUAAUCAGGGUUUUACCAAAUAUAUUUGUAAAUAAGAAUUAGUAAAUGCUCUAUAGAUUGGUGUACGUGGUAUGACGCUUGUACAGUGACGAUUAAAAACCUUAAAGCUGAAAAAAAGUGAGGAGUUGUACAUAGUGUUUGUAAAACCAGUUUCUGAACCCUCCACUUGUUUCAGAGUGGAGCGGCCGUGGCAAUAAGUAAUAGAUCUGUAAAAAUCACAGGAUGUCCUUUCAACUGUAAGCCAUAAUAAAUAUUUUAAAUGCC